Messenger RNA from Zea mays, 3039 nucleotides. RefSeq names its product Embryogenesis transmembrane protein-like. NCBI's taxonomy places the organism in Eukaryota, Viridiplantae, Streptophyta, Magnoliopsida, Poales, Poaceae. Gene Ontology annotation, cellular component: membrane. The coding region runs from base 69 to 2942 and encodes 957 amino acids. The transcript has a single exon. The record is from RefSeq and is a predicted model, not a curated record.
GUGAAUCGCCAGGACAAGGCAAAGUGACAGACCCCACCGUCGCGGUCCUCAGCUACUAGUUUCUGGGAAUGUACCACGACGCCACGACGCGAUCCCGACGCGGUUGCCGGCCCUCCACGCGGCGCGGCUCAUGCUUAAAUCACCGCAGCUUUCCACUGACGUGCUCGUCGUCGGAGCUUAACUUUAAUUUCCAAGAAAACAUGCCACAGUACCCGGAGCUCGUUCUCGAUGACCUGCCAGCCGCUCCUCCUCCUCCCCCCGCCGGAAUGGUCACCACGGCGAGGGACGCCUACUUCCUCUGGGAGCUGCGCAAGUACGUGCUGCUGCAGGCCACGCUCGCGGCCAGCGUCACCUACUCGGCGGGGCUGAGCCCGCCGGGCGGGGUCUGGCCUGACAACAACGACAGCACCAGCAGCGCCAACCCACGCCUCGCCGGCGACCCGGUGCUCCAGGUCACCUACGCCCGCCGCUACGGGGUCUUCUUCUACUCCAACGCCACCGCCUUCGUGGCCUCCGUCGUCACGAUCAACCUCCUCCUCAUGCAGUCCCUCAGCCGCCACCGCGGGUGGCUCCGAGCGCUGCAGGCCGUCAUGAUCCUCAACCAGCUCGGCCUCAUGGCCGCCUACGCCGCGGGCAGCUGCAGGGAGCUGGCCAUGUCCGCGUACGUCGUCGCCCUCGUGGCCAUGGUCGCCUUGUACGUCUGCGCCCACGUCCUGCUCUUCGCGCUGUGCGCCCUGAGGAGGCGCGGCGCCGUCGCGGCGGACGACGCGGCGGCGCCGGCGCAGGCGCCGCCGGAUGAAGAGCCUGGGGCCGUGGAGCGCUCGCGCAAGUACCUGCUCAUCUUCGCGACCCUCGUCGCGACGGUGACGUACCAGGCCGGGCUGAGCACGCCGGGCGGGUUCCUGUCCAACAGCCAGGACGACGGCGACCACCUCGCCGUCGCCGGGGACCCAGUGCUCCCGGGCCGCUUCAUGGGGUUCUUCUACUUCAACACCACGGCGUUCGUGGCGUCUCUGGUGGUCAUCAUGCUGCUCAUGAGCCGGACCGUGACCCGCCACGGGCUCCGCUCCUGCGCUCUCUGGGUGUGUACCGGCGCGGCCCUCGUCGGGCUCGUCGGCGCCUUCGCCGUGGGGAGCAGCAGAAGCUUGAAGACGUCCGUCUACGUCGUCGCGCUGGUUGUCGCCGUUCUGUCAUACAUCGGCCUCCAGGUUCUGGUGUUCUUCUGCAAGCCUGUGGAGACCUGGGUGCACAACGUCCAAGGCACGCUGCAAAGGUACCUGAAACUGGAGUCGUCAUCAUCACAGGACCCCCGGGCCCGGCUUCGUGCAGUGCAGGAAACCGCCGAGGCCGACCAGCUUCUCCGCAAGUCUCGCAUGUACCUGCUUCUGCUCGGGAUCCUUGCGGCGAGCGUCACGUACCAAGCCGGGCUCAACCCGCCGGGCGGCUUCUGGCAAGCAAGGGCCGCCGACGGUGUGCACCACUACCUGCCCGGCGACCCAGUGCUUCACAACACCUACCCCGGGAGAUACCUCGCCUUCUUCUACUGCAACGCCACGGCGUUCGUCGCGUCCUUGGUCAUACUCAUCCUGCUGCUAAGCAACGUGUUCAGCACCCAAGGGAUCAAGUACUGCGCGCUGCAGGUCGCCAUGAUCAUGGACCUCCUCGGGCUCAUCGGCGCCUACGCCGCCGGAAGCUGCAGGCAAGUGUCCAAAUCCGUCUACGUCUCGGUGCUCGUCAUUCCAGUCUUCCUCUACGUCGGCGUCCAUGUCAUGGUCUUCAUGCUCCAAGUCUUCCCAAACAUCGGGACGUGGAGGAGAACCGUGAGGGACAGGCUGGAGGAAGCUGUACCCAGAUGCCUCAAGAAGCUGUUCGAGCUGCCGCCGGAGGAAGACGACGAGGACAUGAGGUGGAAACUGGAGAAGAGGCGCAAGCUCCUGCUCCUGCUUGCCAUCCUCGCAGCCAGCCUCACCUACCAGGCAGGCUUGAACCCACCGGGCGGCUUCUGGCAAGAGAACAGCACAGGCCACGUCGUCGGCAACCCUGUGCUCAACGACAACUACCGCCGCCGCUACAUGGCUUUCUUCUACUGCAACGCGACGGCCUUCGUCUCGUCGCUGGCCAUCAUCAUGCUGCUGGUGAACAGGAAGCUCUCGGCGAGAGGAAUACAGUCGCACGCGCUCGGCGUGUGCGUGGUCCUCGACCUGGCCGGCCUCAUGGGCGCGUUCGCCGCCGGGAGCUCCAGGAAGGUGUCCACGUCCAUCUACGUCCUCGUCCUGGUCGUCGCGGUUCUACUCUGCAUCACGCUCCAGGUCGUUCUGGUCGUGUCGGAGUCGGUCCAGCGUCUCCUGCAGAGACUCCUGUCCGUCUUCGACGUGACGGAGGGAGACGCUGGCUUCGUACUGCCGCAUGUAGCUGCAGCUGCCAGCAAUGGCGAGCCGCGAGAUCCCUGGUACGAAAAGAAGCCCAAAUACCUGCUGCUCCUCGCAGCGCUCGCAGCAGCCGUCACCUACCAAGCCGCCAUGAACCCGCCCGGUGGCCUCUGGGACGACGGCCAUUCCGGCCACGUAGCCGGCGACCCGGUCCUCCGGAGCAGCCACCCGAGCCGUUACAGGGCUUUCUUCUACUGCAACGCGACUUCCUUCAUGGCGUCCCUCGUGAUCAUGGUCCUGCUCCUGAUGAAGCGAGUGUGCAGAGCAAAGCAGGCCAUCUUGGCCCUGCACGCCGCCAUGAUCCUGACCCUGUUCGGCCUCAUGGGCGCGUACGCCGCCGGGAGCUGCAGGAGAGUGAGGACCUCCGCUUACAUCCUGGCACUAGUGAUAGGGGUUUCUGUGUACAUCGUUGUCCUCGUCGUCGUGUCCAUAGGAGUCGCGAAGCGGCUGAAAGGAGUGGUGGAUGAGCUAGCCGAACGAGUGGUCUGGUGCUUCUCUGCAGAAGACCUGUAAAACCUGGCGACAUUAGGCUACAUAGUGUAAAAUAUGGGAUGCACAACUGUAAAUGACAUUGAAGCUCUCGAGCAAUACAAUUAUAGAUGACUAAUAA